Exophiala oligosperma is the source of this 1461-nucleotide messenger RNA. RefSeq lists its product as uncharacterized. The transcript has a single exon. The coding region runs from base 1 to 1461 and encodes 486 amino acids. Gene Ontology annotation, molecular function: hydrolase activity, acting on carbon-nitrogen (but not peptide) bonds. Lineage: Eukaryota; Fungi; Ascomycota; Eurotiomycetes; Chaetothyriales; Herpotrichiellaceae. The record is from RefSeq and is a predicted model, not a curated record.
AUGAUGGCAUCAAGCGUCCUUUUCAAGAAUGCCACGGUUGUUACUAUGGAUGAGGCUGUAGGUGUGCUCGAGCAUUGCGAUGUCUUGAUCGAAGGCAAUAUCAUUAAAUGUGUGGGCUGUAGCCUCGAGAGACCUUCUGCAGAAACAGUGGUCAUAGAUGGCACAAAUUCCAUCCUGUCCCCCGGCUUUGUCGACACACACCGACAUGUUUGGCAACAACAGCUGCGUACUAUCGCUGGAGAUUUCACCAUCUUUGAGUAUGGAGCAAACAUUCGCAACAAAUUCGGGUCUUGCUACACUUCACACGACGUGUACCUGGCAGAGCUUUGCGGAGCUCUCGAGUCCAUCGAUGCCGGCACCACUUGUCUUCUUGACCAUUCACACAUCAUGAAUUCGCCGGCACACUCAAAUGCAGCAGUCGCGGGCUUGAGGGCGUCCGGAAUUCGAGGAGUUUUCUGUUAUGGAGCGUAUCCCAACCCUGUGUUCGCCAAUCCGGCUGUGAGUGAUGGUUCUGCUGAGCAUCGAACUGACGACUGGCGCCGGGAGGACGCGAAAAGAGUUCGGGAGGAGCACUUCGCUUCCAAUGGGCCCGACAGUCUCUUGCGAUUUGGCUAUGCACCAACAGAAAUGGAACGGACGCCACUGGAGCAGACUAUAGAAGAGAUUCGAUUUGGACAAUCUAUUGGAUCGGCUCUUAUUACCGGACAUGUGGCAAUGGGUCCGCUGGAUCGUGGGAUACAUCUGGUGCGCAGUCUGGAUGACCAAAGCCUCUUGGACUCUAGAAUGCUUCUCAGCCACGGUGCAAGCCUUACCCCCGCGGAACUCACUGCGCUGGCAAAUUCAGGCGCUUCGGUAUCUUCCACCCCUUCCACGGAGUUGCAGAUGGGUAUGGGCCUGCCAGUGGCAUUCAAGGCUGAAAGUCAUGGCUGCACUGCAAGCAUCGGUGCAGAUAUCACAUCCAACAAUCCUGCCGACAUGUUCGAUCAGAUGCGUUUAUUACUCCAAUGCCAACGCUAUGUAGACGCAGGGGAUGUGCCUCCCUGUCCGCAAACGCUAAACAGGAGGUGCGCGCAAGUCCUCAGGAUGGCUACUGUUGGAGGCUCCAAAGGUAUGGGUCUGGAAGCUCUUACCGGAACUAUCACCCCGGGCAAGCGUGCUGAUAUGAUACUGACACGUUGCGACUCCUUGCGUAUGACUCCUGUUCAUGACCCGGUUAUUGCAUUAGUUAUGUACGCUCACUCUUCAGACAUUACACAUGUCCUUGUGGAUGGGGCUGUACUCAAAAGUGAAGGUGAACUGCAAUUACCAUACCUGCAAAGGGAUGGUAAAGAGGCGAGUCUACCAAAGCUUCUGAAAGAUCUCCGAACUUCAGCUGAGGGGAUAUUGGAACGAUCUAAGCUUGUUGCAGAGGCUGAGAGGGCGAAGAGUGUUCGAGAGUACUUUAAGCAUUCUGGCACUUAG